GGCGCCGUGGUGCGCAGGCGCAGCCGUCGGUGGGUCGGGGCUCGGUCGCCUGAGAGAUCCUGAGGACCCCCCAGCGUUGCUCCUCCCGGCUCAGGAUGGACAACAAGAAGCGCCUGGCCUACGCCAUCAUCCGGUUCCUCCACGACCAGCUGCGGCACGGGGGACUCUCGUCUGACGCCCAGGAGAGCUUGGAGGUUGCAAUCCAGUGCCUGGAGACCGCUUUUGGGGUGACAGUGGAAGACAGUGACCUUGCACUCCCUCAGACCCUGCCGGAGAUAUUCGAAGCAGCCGCGGCCAGCAAGGAGGUGCCGCAGGACCUGAGGAGCCCCGAGCGGACCCCGCCUUCCGAGGAGGACUCGGCGGAGGCAGAGCGCCUCAAGACUGAAGGGAAUGAGCAGAUGAAAGUGGAGAACUUUGAGGCCGCCGUGCAUCUCUACGGCAGAGCCAUCGAGCUGAACCCGGCUAAUGCCGUCUACUUCUGCAACAGAGCCGCGGCCUACAGCAAGCUGGGGAACUACGCGGGGGCGGUGCAGGACUGCGAGAGGGCCAUCUGCAUAGACCCGGCCUACAGCAAGGCCUACGGCAGGAUGGGCCUGGCGCUGUCCAGUCUGAACAAGCACGCGGAGGCUGUGGCCUACUACAAGAAGGCGUUGGAGCUGGACCCCGACAAUGAGACGUACAAGUCGAAUCUCAAGAUCGCGGAGCUGAAGCUGAGAGAGGCCCCGAGUCCCACGGGAGGCGUCGGCAGCUUCGACAUCGCCGGCCUGCUGAACAACCCGAGCUUCAUGAGCAUGGCAUCAAACCUAAUGAACAAUCCCCAAGUUCAACAGCUCAUGUCCGGGAUGAUUUCAGGCGGCCACAACCCCUUGGGAACGCCAGGCACUAGCCCUUCGCAGAAUGACCUGGCCAGCCUCAUCCAGGCUGGCCAGCAGUUCGCUCAGCAGAUGCAGCAGCAGAACCCAGAGUUGAUAGAGCAGCUCAGGAGUCAGAUCCGAAGUCGGACCCCCAGUGCCAGCAACGACGACCAGCAGGAAUGACCUGCCAUCUGCCCCGACCGUGUCCUCCCAGCCGACCGGAAGCAUUCUCAUGUUUUACCACUUCCUCCUGCUGGGCCGCUCGAGAGAGAAGAAGAAAUCGGAUGUGCAUGUUAAGAUGGAUUUUUUUCCCUGUUUUUCCUUUGCUCCUCCCUUUUGUACUCCCUCACAGCCCCCAGACCCCUCUCGAAACAAGAGCCAGCAAGCCAAACGCAGACCAGCAACCAUCUCCCCUCCACCCCCAGGAAGCCCCAUCACUAAAGUAUUUUCUAGAACUCUGGGGGUGCAUCUCGGGCUGCCCUUGGAGAAGUGGCAGGUUUGAGGUUGAGCUACGUAGCGCAUUCCCGUGGCUGUGGGAGCUCUUUUUAUAGUCCCCCCUCCCCAUCCUUGGGUCUGUCUUCAAGAACUUUCCUGUCCCGUGAGAAGCCACCUUCUAAGUCGACCUCUCUGCUCACCUGGUCACCCUGGCCGCCUGCCUGCCCGCCCAGGAGAGCUCACCGCCAGCCGAGGCGUGGGCGCCAGCGUCCACCUGUGCCCUGUGGGCCGCGUGUCUUUGCAUGAGGAACUCUUUAGCCGCAGACGCCUGAGAGACGACUGCUGUCACCCGCGCCUCAGUGCCCAGGACCAGUGUCUGUGACUUCUCUUCCAGCUGAGCGUGUUGACAGACAUGCGUUCCAUUUCUUCCCGCCCUCCCCAGUCCUCACGGCUGACAGCCAGUGGCGUGAUCAUGGCCUGUUGUCUCGGGCAGAGGUCCACCUUUGUGUGUCCCAUUCUGCUGUCCUGCCCUGGUGUGGCACAGGCCCGGGGUCCUCAUGGGCCUGAACAGCCACCGGAGCCGGGAAGCGUGGCCUUGGCUCCCGAGGGCUGGGGCGGGAGGUGAGCCGUCCCGGCAGCAGUGUUGUCAGCGGGCGCGUCCUGAGCUCCCUGGCAGGCUCGGGCCAUCCGCGAGGUAGACGCAGUGCUGUGUGUCGUAGGUUACCAGUAGGAAGAAGGGCCACCGCCGGCCACGGCAGCCAGACGUGUGCUGACUCCCGUGCUAACUGCGGUGCAGAGCGUGACGUGUGGGAAUAAAUAGACG
Messenger RNA from Propithecus coquereli (Coquerel's sifaka), 2112 nucleotides. It is a transcript of the gene SGTA, whose product is annotated as small glutamine-rich tetratricopeptide repeat (TPR)-containing, alpha. The record is from RefSeq and is a predicted model, not a curated record. NCBI's taxonomy places the organism in Eukaryota, Metazoa, Chordata, Mammalia, Primates, Indriidae. Gene Ontology annotation, molecular function: molecular adaptor activity; protein binding. Gene Ontology annotation, biological process: post-translational protein targeting to endoplasmic reticulum membrane. The transcript has 12 exons. Gene Ontology annotation, cellular component: TRC complex; membrane. Bases 96 to 1037 code for a protein of 313 amino acids.